Rotaria sordida is the source of this 297-nucleotide messenger RNA. The record is from the annotation of a GenBank genome assembly. NCBI's taxonomy places the organism in Eukaryota, Metazoa, Rotifera, Eurotatoria, Philodinida, Philodinidae.
AUGAAUAUAUCUACAUUUUUAAAAAUCUUUGUUGUAGCUGAUACGCUUCCAUUCUUAAAUGAAUGUAUUACAUUAGCAAAUUGUAUGGCUGAUGUAGUUGUACAUGGAAAAGCAACAGCUAAUCUUGUUCAAGAUGUUAUUUUAGCUAAUGAUUGCCGUGAUGUAACACUCUAUUGUAUUGAUCUUUAUACCAAUUAUCAAGCAUCGUCAACAUCAAAUGAUAUUGAUAAACAGUCUAAUCAAUUAAUUCAUCGUUUAAAUUUACUAAUCGAAAAAACAAAAACAUUUUCCUCAUAA